Saccoglossus kowalevskii is the source of this 1498-nucleotide messenger RNA. RefSeq lists its product as uncharacterized. Lineage: Eukaryota; Metazoa; Hemichordata; Enteropneusta; Harrimaniidae. The record is from RefSeq and is a predicted model, not a curated record.
GUUGGGGGUCAUCAAUUAUUGGCUUUAGAAGCUUGUUACAUGUAUGUUUCAUGUGAGUGCACCCGACCAGUUUGCAAAGGCAUUCGGCAAUUUAAACCAGCUACCUUAGAAAGCCCAGGGAGUUCGCCAAUGCAGGAUCAUGUUUACACCGAUACGGAAACCCGAAGAUGAAAUACGAGAAACUGCACCUGAGAAUCCUGCAGUGAGAGAGGAUACUAGCGUAGUAACGGACGCUGUGCCGAUCGAGCAUCCAAUUCCAAUAACGGAAAGUGUGCCAAAUGGUAAUGUAGCUGACGUCACACAUGCAGGCCCUCUGGAAUCUGGUGACGCAUUAAUUAUCGAAGAAAGUGACACAAAGGCUUGGAAAGCCACCGGACAUUAUCAAGAAUUAUUACGACAGCAGCUGGAAAAAACAGAGAGUAGCCUUGUGAAAGAUUUAAAUAUCGCAGCUGAAGACGAGACGGGCAAGAUGUCUGAUACUGGAGUUGGUUAUGAAAGGCGGGGAAGUGGUGAUUUGGCGGUGAAGAGUUUGGAUGAUGCGAGUGUUGCUGGCAGUGCUCAUGAUAGUUGGCAGGGAAGGAACGGUGGUGAUACGGCAAGCGACCAAGAAGUUGCUCAGUUGUUUGAAAGGAAUACUCUACGUAAGCAUGCUAGUCAGGAACGUUUAAAUGACUCAGAUUCACAAAGAUCAAGUAGUCACAGCAGGCUGAGUCCAGCCAGGCCUGCAUCAGGUGAGCGGCCAAGAAGCUAUGAACGACGAGGUAGUUAUGAAAGACCUGGAUCACGAGAACGACCUGGAUCACAUGAGAGACCAGCAUCACAUGAACGACCACCAUCACAUGAGCGACCACCAUCACAUGAGCGACCACCAUCAUAUGAGCGUCCUGCAUCACGCGAGCGUCCAGGAUCCAAUGGAAGGCCAGGAUCUCAUGAACGUUCAGGAUCAGGGUCAUAUGAACGACCAGGAUCACAAGAGCGCCGAGGGUCACAAGAGCGACCAGGAUCUCGUGAAAGACCUAGCUCGCAACCAGGACUUAAUGAUUAUGCUGGUAGUGACCAUGGAAGCAUUCCCGAGCGUCGUCGUUCCUUGGAUCGGCCAAGUAGUGUUCCCACAAAUAAAGAAUAUCCUGAUGGCGUUUCUAGAUCACAACCAGCUCCUGUACGGGAUGCUCUAGUUACGCAUAGAACGUCACCGAUGUCAGUUUCGUCCAGGAAGGCAUCAGCUGGAAAUGGACCAGUUAUCACAUCACGUGAUCAGAGAUUGACCAAUGGCACGUCAGAUACAAGCUAUAAACAGAAUGGCCAGGAUGGAGAGUUGCAAGACCAAAUUGCCAUGUUGAAAAUAUGCGUGGGAGAAAAAGAUCUUGAGAUUUCUCGGCUGAGACGCGAGGUUGUGGAAUAUGAGAAGACAAAUAGAACAUUAUUGGAGGAAAGAGAAAACGCUACAAGGGAAGUGUCAUCCACGGUUACGGCGAGACUAGAAGUGAGUAUUGAUUAA